AUGAAUAUUGAUUGGGAUUCAAUUGAAAAUUUAAAGAGAGCAGAAUUACAAAAACUAUGCAAAGAUUUGAAAUUAAAUAUAAAAGGUACAUCAAAGAAUACUGAAUUAGUCACAGCAUUAUUAGAAUAUAAAAAUACAUUAAACACCACCACUAAAGAUGAUGAACCACAACAACAACCACAACAACAGAUUGAAAGUAUAAUAGAUCAUAAUGAUGAUAAAAAUGAAAAUGAAAACACUGAUAAUAAUAAUAAUAAUAAUAAUAAUAAUAAUAAUAAUAAUAAUAAUAAUAAUAAUAAUAACAAUGAUGAACGAAUGAAUAUAGAUAAUAAAGAAAAUGAAGAACAUGACGACAAUAAAAAUCAAACUGAAAAAGAAAUCGAAACUGAAAAAGAAACUAAAAAAGAAAAUGAAAAUGAAAAUGAUAAAGAAAAUGAAAAAGAAAAUGAAAAAGAAAAUGAAAAAGAAAAUGAAAAAGAAAAUGAAAAAGAAAAGAAAUUACUUGUACAAAAUGAAAAUGAAAAUAAAAAUAAAAAUAAUAAUAAAAUAGAAGAAGAAGAAGAAGAAAAAAAUAAAUUUAUUGAACAACUUAAAAUAAAUGAUGAAAAAAAAGAAAUUGAAAUGGAUAAUGAAAAUGAAAAAAAUUCCCACACUGGACUUAAAUUUAGAAAUUAUAUACCAAAAGAUCAAACAUUUUUAAAAUAUAGAAUUGAAAAAGCAGUAGUACCACCUAUUGCUCAAGAAUUAAUGUCAAGAUUAAAAGUUUUAGAAGAGAAUCAAGAUAUUCAAAUUUCUUUUGUACCAAAAAAAGUAAAUUGGGAUUUAAAGAGAGAUUGUUCAAAGAAAUUAUUAAAAUUAGAAAAACAAACUGAAAAGGCAAUUUAUCAAUUAAUUAAACAAAAGUUAGGAAAAGAAGAAAUUAAUGAAUCAAAUAUUUAUUUAUUAAAUAAAAAUAUGGGAAAAUUUAAUUAUCAAUAA
Molecule: messenger RNA, 978 nt
Organism: Dictyostelium discoideum AX4
Lineage: Eukaryota; Evosea; Eumycetozoa; Dictyosteliales; Dictyosteliaceae
Product: mRNA splicing factor, Cwf18 family protein
Exons: 2
Coding region: 1-978 (325 amino acids)
Source: RefSeq, a predicted model, not a curated record